Pristis pectinata (smalltooth sawfish) is the source of this 3335-nucleotide messenger RNA. RefSeq names its product pikachurin. The record is from RefSeq and is a predicted model, not a curated record. NCBI's taxonomy places the organism in Eukaryota, Metazoa, Chordata, Chondrichthyes, Rhinopristiformes, Pristidae. The transcript is spliced from 25 exons. The coding region runs from base 279 to 3335 and encodes 1018 amino acids. Gene Ontology annotation, molecular function: protein binding; calcium ion binding.
GACUGGAGAGAGACCCAGGGAGGAGAUAACACAGUCUGAAACUUCGGUGAGCUGCUGAGUCCUUGCUCUUUCUUCGGACUUUGCUUCCCAUUUCUUUCCCUCCCGGAUUCUGCAGGAACCAGUUGCUUGCUCCCUCUGGGACCCCCGUCCUGUAAUCCGCCUCCCCUGCUGGAGAUUCCUGGCCCCCUUGGGCUUCUCAGAUCCAGAUCCUGAGGCGACGCCGAGCUUCUCGCCGGCUCCCUCCCCCGCCUCUCUCUCUCUCUCUCCCCUGUCUCGGGAUGGGUGCCCGGACCGGAUCAUGGCAUUGGCUGCCCCUGCUUCUCCUGGUCCUCUUCUCUGGGCAGGUGGCAAACUCCAGGCAGGACAGGACAUCGCUGCGGAGGCCAGAUCGACCGAGUCCACCUCAGGAUGUGCAGCUGGAAGCCCUGAACUGUACGGCCUUCCGAGUCCGAUGGAAAACUCCGCGGAGGCACAGCAGAGUCACCGGAUACAUGGUCCUGUACGCGGAGGUGAAGAACAACCGUGGGUCCUUGCCCAAGAGAACUCAAGAUCUGGUGCUUAACCUGAAGAACCGCAGCGGGGAUCAGACGAAGGAUCUACAACCCUAUGAGCUGGUGGUGGGGAACCUCCUUCCUGGGACCAGAUACCGGGUGUCGGUGCGAGCUCACACUCCGGCAGGCGAUGGGCGGCCUAGCCCAUCGAAGGAUGUGUCUACUGUGUCUCAAGACCGGUGCUUGCCCCCAGACGCCCCGUCUAGACCAGAGGCUGCUGCUAUGUCUGACUCGGAGGUGGCGCUUUCGUGGAAGCCGGGGAGGAGUGCGGGGAGUUCUCCGCUCCGGUAUUACACGGUGGAAUUCAGCCGGUCUGCACAAAAUGAAGCUUGGAUGCUGCUCGGGGAACGAAUCCAGUCGGAGUCCAUGGUGAUCAAGGAGCUGGAAUCCGGGACUUGGUAUCAGUUUGUGAUCCGGGCCGUCAACGCCCAUGGCUCCAGCCUGCCCAGUGAACCCAGCAACCGGGUCAAGACCCUCGCAGUGGAGCAGAGUGUGCCUGUACAGUGGACCUUCCGAUACGAUGUGGACCCCGGGUACCGGUUGGCAGGGCCGGAGGACGGAGGCAGCGGUCACUCCGGACGGCGUCACCCUGCAGAGACCGGGCGCGGCGGGGGUGUCCACCUUGACGGCUCCGACAUUCACAUCGAGAAGCUCCACUCCCCCUCCAUCCUCGAGGGAAGGACCAGCCUCAUGCAACCUCCGGUGAGAAGACCAGCUGCCCCUCCCCAAGACUUGGCAGCACCCAGGGGUGUCCAGGACCUGCCGUGUGAGGAGGCCACCUGUCCGCUCAACAGCUUCUGCACCAGCGACUACGAGACCGGAGGUUCCUGGUGUCACUGCAACCUGGGCAAGGCCGGGGACAGGUGUAGUACAGAUAUCUCCAUUCAGUAUCCAAAGUUCUAUGGACACUCCUACCUCACCUUCGAGCCCCUCAAGAACUCCUACCAACGCUUCCAGAUCACCAUAGAGUUUAAGGCAGAGGGGAGCGCGGACGGGCUGCUGCUGUACUGCGGCGAGAGCGAGACGGGGCGCGGAGACUUCCUCUCCCUGGCCGUCAUCCAUAGACACCUCCAGUUCAGGUUCAACUGCGGCACGGGGGCAGCGGUGGUGGAGAGCGAGAGCGAGGUGCGGCCACACCGCUGGCACACCGUCACCCUGUUCCGGGACGGGACCGCUGGCUGGAUCCGGCUGGACAACGACACCCCCGUGUCUGGCAGGUCCCAGGGCCACUACUACAAGAUCACCUUCCGCUCUCCCAUGUACCUGGGCGGCGCCCCGGGAGCCUAUUGGCUGGCCAAGGUCGCAGGAACCAAUCAGGGAUUCCGAGGCUGUGUGCAGUCACUGGUGGUCAAUGGCCGGAGGGUCAACCUGAGGCCCUGGCCCCUGGGUCGGGCCCUGAGUGGGGCCGAUGUAGGGGAGUGCAGCGCUGGCUUGUGCCGCGGGAUCUCCUGUGCCCACGGGGGCUCCUGUGUCCCCAACAGUGCCGACUCCUACCUGUGUCUGUGUCCGCUGGGGUUCCGAGGUCCACACUGUGAGGAGGCCUUUAAGCUGGUGGUGCCACACUUCAACGCCUCGCUGAUGUCCUACGGCAGCGUGGCCUGGCCCAUGCAGCUCCAGCACUACUUGUCCUUCAUGGAGCUCCAGCUCUCAGUCCGGCCCCAGGCUGAGGGCGGCCUCAUCCUCUACAGUCACGACGCGGCCAGCAAGGACUUCAUCGCCCUCACCCUGGUGCACCGCUACCUCGAGUUCCGCUUCGACUGCGGCUCGGGGACCGCCGUCAUCAGGAGUGAGGAGCCCCUGGCCCUGAACCAAUGGCAUGAGGUGAAGGUGUCGCGCACAGCCAAGAGCGGCAUCCUGCAAGUGGACAACCAGCGCCCGGUGGAGGGGAUGGCGGAGGGAGCCUUCACCCAGAUCCGGUGCAGUACGGACAUAUUCCUCGGAGGGGUCCCGGACUACGACAGUGUGAGGAAGAACUCGGGGGUCCUGGAACCUCUCUCCGGGAGCAUUCAGAAUCUGAUCCUGAAUGACCGGAGCGUCCGACUGGACCAGGACUUCCGGGUGGGAGUGAACCUGGAGAACACAGCCCACCCAUGCGUCUCCAGCCCCUGUGUCAACGGAGGCUCCUGCAGACCACGCCACGAUGCCUUCGAGUGCGACUGCCCGUUGGGCUUCGAUGGGCUCCGGUGUCACAAAGAAUGUGGGAAUUACUGCCUGAACACUGUAACAGAAGCCAUUGAAAUCCCUCAGUUCAUUGGCCGCAGUUACCUCACCUACGACCAUCCAAACUUCCUCAAGCGGGUGUCGGGAUCCAGGACCAACAUCUUCAUGAGGUUCAAGACGACGGCUGACGAUGGAUUGUUGCUGUGGAGAGGGGACAGUUCCAUGAGGCUCAACAGUGACUUCAUCUCCCUUGGUCUCCAGGACGGGGCCUUGGUGUUCAGUUACAAUCUGGGCAGCGGGACGGUGGGCAUCAUGGUCAAUGGAUCGUUUCAUGAUAACCGCUGGCACCGGGUGAAGGCGGUCCGGGACGGGCAGUCUGGGAAGUUAACAGUCGACGAUUACGGAGCCAAGACGGGGAGGUCACCGGGGAAGAUGCGGCAACUCAACAUCAACGGACCUCUGUUUGUGGGGGGAAUGAAGGAGAUCGCGCUCCACACCAACCGGCAGUACAUACGCGGACUCGUGGGCUGCAUCUCGCACUUCACCCUGUCCACCGACUACCAUGUGUCCCUGGUGGGGGAAGCAACCAGCGGCAAGAACAUCAACACCUGUAGGACCAAGUAG